Molecule: messenger RNA, 3587 nt
Organism: Argiope bruennichi
Lineage: Eukaryota; Metazoa; Arthropoda; Arachnida; Araneae; Araneidae
Exons: 3
Coding region: 2037-3371 (444 amino acids)
Molecular function (GO): nucleic acid binding
Source: RefSeq, a predicted model, not a curated record
GAGACUCGAGUUUUUCGGUAACCUUGUGAAAAGAAGUCACUCCCUUGUGCGUUUGCACCUAUAUUUCGUAAUUACGUUACAACGCGCAACCGAAGUUCUGUGAUUGUAAAUUCCCUGGAAUUUUAAUUUUUGCUUUUAUUUCUUAUCUGUGUGCAAUUUUUUUGUGAUAUUUAUUUGCCCUAUAUUCAUAGGAAACUAAUUAUAAUUAUGAGAGAAGGUCAGAGAUUUCGGUUUUUAAUUUACUAAAGAAGAAAUUAAUUGAAAGCGUUGGAAUACAAAGAAAAGAUUCUGAAAUCAGCAAAAAUGGAAAGUUCUAACAAGCCAUCCUGGUCUGGUUUCCUGGGAAAGGAUGGUUUACAUCCUUAUAAAAGUGGUGAUCUUCGCUUGGCCAAUUAUUUCUGUAGGUUUUUAAAGAAAUGUGUUUCUUCAGAUAAUGCAUCUCGAAAGGUAUGUAUGAAUAUGUGGUGGUGACAUUAUAAGCCAGUUAACAACUUCCGGAGAAGAGUGUACACUUUUGUCUAGUGGCUUUGUUACUCGGCUAUGAACCCUAACGUUGCGAGUUCGAACCUCAACCUGCACAAAUAUUAUUGUUUAUAUGCAAUUUAUGAUAAUAUAUAUAUAUUUUAAGUACUGAUGAAAGUUAGAAAAGUAUUUGUAUUUAUUUUGGUUUUUGUUUAACUUUUGUAGAGGAAAAAUUGCCAGUCGAUCACCCCGGAAUAUAUUUUGGAUCCUUUGGAGUUUCCUCCAUUGCCUUUCUGUAAUCAGCCUUCAUUUUUGUCAUCAUGGCCACAGCAUUCUGGUUCUGCUUUGCCUUGUAGCGAGUUACCAACUUCUGUUGACCCAGUUCCUAUGUUUCUUCUUUUCCAUCAGCUUCUCAAAAGGGUCAAAAACGUCAGUCAAUUGCUCCUCAAUUCAUUUUGGAUUUAACUGAGUUUCCUGCAUUGUCUUCCUCAAGGUAAUUUCAUUUUUACCAUCUUGGGCUAAACAUCCUGCUUCUUGGCCUUUAGCACGGCCAUCUGUUUCAGCUUGUGCAGUCUCAACCGCUUCUCGUUCUCUUCCACCCUCUCCGCCUGUGCCUCUUGCUGGUCAUGUUCAAUUUCUUGUACCUAUUGUUUCCUAUAUGCCUAUGGUUCAGUUCUUGCAAUUCCAUUCUGUUGCUGUGUCCUCUCCUCCAUUUUAUGUACCUGUUGUUACACCAUUUCUACCAGCUAUUGUACUUGCUGCUGUUUCCUCUUUUUCAACUUGCAGUCAGUCAGUUGUUGCAUGCACUCUGCCAACCCACUGUGAACCAGAACCUGCUCGUACAUCCCCAGUCCAAUGUGAACCAGAACCUCCUCACAUUUCCCAGCCCAGUGUCGGCCAGCAUGUGUUUCUAACAAACUCGGAAAGGCAAGAAUCACCAAGAUAAGUAAAAAUAUUUUUUCAAAAUGUGACAAAAAUAUCUAUGAAAAUUUUAUUGGCCGUAUUCCUACAACAAAUAAAUUUGCAGUGUUACUAGAUGAUUGUAAAGAAAAUAGGACAGAUAUAGUUUUGGCUCUAAAUUAAAAAAAUAUAUAUAUCACUGGAGGAAGUGCCCAGAAUUUCUUAUAUUCAAAGACUUGCGAUUAUUGUGGGAGAACUUAUUUGUCCAAGUCAUCAUUUUCAAAGCAUUUAAGAAAAUAUAAAUGUGUAGAACGCGUUAAGAGUACUUAUCCUAAAGAAUGUGAGGUAUGCUUAAAAUGUUAUUCCUCAAGAUCCUCUUUUGCAAAUCAUUUAAAACGCUGUAAACCAAAGGUUUGUGAUGUUUUAACUUUGCCAAAAAGCAAAUGUAUAGUCCACCUCACGAUUGUUGGCGUUCGUCUUCAGACGAGUCCACUUCAAAACCGGUUGGAAACAAGAGGAGCCAAGGUUGCUAUAAUCUUGCGUUGGCGAAAGAAGUUUCCUUCGUAAAGCGUCAUUAUUUGUUUACGACUGGCUUUGCGAGUGCCUUGCGUUUACUGUUGCUUUCCCGACUUCUUAUAUUUCUAAUCUAAAUCCAUCGAAAUAUCAGUGCCAUAAUGCCUGGGAAUCGCAUUGUUUCCAAAGAAAGGAAAAUAGUUAGGAAUGUUUUGAGGUAUUUUGAAAAUGAAUGUUCUCAAAACCAAUUAAAUAUCCAACUUUGUCAACCGAUCAAAAAGGCAGCCGAAGCGAACGGUGUUUCGACUAGAACCGUAAAUCGUAUAAAGCGGGAAGUAAAGAAUACUGGCGAUGUAAAGUCUCCCUUGAAACGAAGACGCAUCGGAAAAUUAAUUUGUUCUUCUACCAGUUUGGAUGAUUUUGACUUUUGUGUUAUUAGACAAACUGUCAGCGAAUUUUAUGCCAGAAAUGAAGUGCCUUCUUUACGAACUCUUCUGCCAGCUGUUAAGGAGAAGAUAAAUUUUCCCUGGAAAGUGAAAACACUAAGACAUGUUCUACAGAAAAUUGGAUUCAAAUGGAAGCGAUCUGUAGAUAAAAGGAAAAUUGUCAUGAAAAGGCCCGACAUCGUGCAAUGGAAGUACAAGUAUUUAAGAGAUAUUAAAAAAUACAGGGAUAGCAAACGAGUGAUUGUCUAUUUAGAUGAAACUUGGAUAGAUAGCAACUUGUCAUUUGGGAAGUGUUGGCAGCUCAACAAGAUUGGAGCUGUCACCAAACAAACUGCUGGGAAACGCUUGAUCGUUGUUCAUGCAGGAAACCAGGAUAGUUUUAUAGAAGGAGCAAGCUUAAUUUUUCAGUCCGGAACAGCCAAAGGCGAUUAUCAUGGCCAAAUGAACUAUGAUAGCUUUUCCAAGUGGCUGCAAGAAAAGCUUCUUCCUAAUAUUCCUCCACAUUGUGUGAUUUGCAUGGGCAACGCUUCUUAUCACACAAAAGUGUUAAAUUCUGUACCUUCAAAAUAUUCCACAAAGAAAAAUUUAUCAGAAUGGUUAGAAGAACGUAAUAUUCCAUUUGAUGUUAAUAUGUGUAAGCCUGACUUAUAUGAUUUAAUUGUAUCCCACGCCCCUCCAUCCAAGAUGUUUUGUGUGGAUGAAAUUUUAAAAGCAAAUGGUCAUUAUGUCUUAAGAAUUCCGCCAUAUCAUUGUGAUUUAAAUGGCAUGGGCAUCCAUAAAAAGAUAUUGCGGAAUAGAAAUGUGAAUGGCGAGCUCAAUAUAACAACGCUAAGAGAUCUGACCAUAAAUGGACUUUUAAACGUGACAAAAAAUGAAUGGAAGAGUUUUUGUGACCAUGCUAAAAAGGUUGAAAAGAAAUAUUGGGAGAUUGACAAUAUAGUUGAACAAACUAUCGAUGAGAUUAAUUUCGUUGUAGGGGAUGAUUCAGACGAUUCAGAAGCAAAUGUCUCUGCCGAAUCUGAUUUCGAAUAUGACAGCGAGUCCACCUAAAGCGGCACUGAAAUAAUAUUCAAAACACAAUUUUUUUGAGCACUUCAGUAAUCUUGUCGGUGAGGAAUCCGACUAGUCAUUAAUUCCAUAAAUUCUUCAGAGUUUUUCCUUUUAUGUUCAAACCAUAACUCCUGCAUUAAUGUUGGUUUUUUCAUAUUAGCAUUAAAUUUACAUGUUUUUAACAUUUUUUCUUAUACAAUUGAACAUUCAUCUGCU